CCGCUUUUUUUCUUUUUUCUUUUUUUUUCGAGCUCUUCACCAAUCGUGUUUGUGAUCGUCGCGCGGUCGUGUCGAAGCUGCUGAAAUUGUGUCUCGUGCCACGACGUUUUUUUAAAAAUAUUUUGUUUUUUAUAUUUUUUUCGUCUCUUCUGUGAUGUCACCUCUAGUCGAUGCGCCGGUGUUCAGAUAGCGCAAAAAUACAAAGAAGUCUUAGGUGUACGCCAGCUGAAUUGUUGCAGUGAACGUUUUAUGCGAAGAAGAUAAGUGUCGAUGCGAAAGUGGUCUGUGAUAGGAAUUGGUUUUUAAUUUUUUGUUUCUUUUUUUUCGUUUACUUCUUUGCGCGCUCUUGUGUGCGCACUUCUAAUAGUUGUUAAAUUACGUGGAAUACUCUCAGCAAAAGUGACCGUUCCGGAGUGUGUGUGAAUGUGCGUGAUAAAACGAUGUAUGCCGCAGAAUUGUGGGAGUGUAAACGUGGAGUGUGACGUGAGCAGUGACAUGUUCCUGGUGGAUGCUAUUUGCCACAGGUGUCUUCGUAGGCCGCGGCGGCGCUCGGGGGGCAUCGUGGUGGUGGACGCGGAGCCGGUGAAGCAGCCGCUGGCCGCGCUCUCCCCGGCCGAGGCCCAGGCGCACGCCAUGAUGCUCGCCGCCCUCCACGAGCAGCCGCACAGGGAGAUGGCCGUGGACGUGCCGGACUCGUUCGUGGCGCGCUCCAAGACGCCCCCGCGCUACCCGCCGCCCCGCCCCCUGCAGCAGCAGCAGCCGCCGCCGGCGCUGCCACCCGGCGCCGCCCCCGCGCAGCCGCAGCCCAGCGCGCGCCUCGCCCCGACACAGCAGGUGUCGCCGACGUACGCCAACCUGUCGCCGGCGCCGCCUCCGCCGCCUUCUUCUUCUUCGUCGUCAUCGUCUCCGUCGUCGCCCGUGAGCAACGGGUCCGCGGGCGGGGCG
Molecule: messenger RNA, 945 nt
Organism: Gryllus bimaculatus (two-spotted cricket)
Lineage: Eukaryota; Metazoa; Arthropoda; Insecta; Orthoptera; Gryllidae
Source: the annotation of a GenBank genome assembly